Sphaeramia orbicularis (orbiculate cardinalfish) is the source of this 427-nucleotide messenger RNA. RefSeq names its product ELMO domain-containing protein C-like. The coding region runs from base 57 to 317 and encodes 86 amino acids. The transcript has 4 exons. The record is from RefSeq and is a predicted model, not a curated record. Lineage: Eukaryota; Metazoa; Chordata; Actinopteri; Kurtiformes; Apogonidae.
CUCCUCCAUCAUCUGUGUGACAAUCUACUGAACACUUGACGGUGAUCACUGAAACCAUGCUGAAGGUAGCGCUUGUGCUUGGAUGCCUCCUGAGCCUGGCUCUGGCUACUCCGAUGGAGAGGGCUCAUAAACGCUUGGCACGCUCUAGCUCUGACUCUAACUCCGGAGAGAGUCAAAACAACAACUGGCUGCAACAGCUUUUGGCUUUGUUGAACCUACUCACUACAACAACUACCGCAACAACUACUACCACAACUACAACUGCACCAACAACUACAACUACUGCAACAACUACUGUUACCACUGCUGCUCCAUAAAAUCUGACAUUCAACUUUAAUUAGUUUGUCAAACACAUUUAUGUGAAAUAAUUUAGUGGAUUAGAAAUCACUUCUGUUGAAUAAACAUCAUCAAUAAAAACUAUGUGACU